AUGGCAUAUUUAUGAAGACUUCGUCAGAAUUUUCAACCCAUCAUCUUACUAUUUACUUUCUUUCAGCUGUCUGUUUCUUUAGAAAUUAUUCUUGCUUAUGAAGACAAUUAUAAUUUAAAUUCCAGAGACUUAAAUGUAACAUCUCUUCUUGAGGUCACCCAAUCACUAACUUCUCAAGUAGACUGGCACAAUUGCAGAAUCUCAAAUUUGGCUAACUGCGUUGACUAUUUCCCGAAUUCAUUAAUUAUCUUGCUCCUUCCUUUGAUUGGUUAGCAAAAAUAUAUUGGUUGAUACCAAAAGCUAGUUUAUUAUAAUGCUUUGGCAUUAUAAAUUAUAUGCAAAGAAAUUUUUUUGGAUUUUAAAGAGUAUUUUUAUAUUCGAAAAAUGGAAAAUCUUAUUGAAAACUUAUCUUAUUAUUAUAAUUAUAUACAAAUUUUUAUUAUAAUUUUUUUGUCUGCUAACGAAGGGACUAAUUUUCCAAAAAUAGAAUUUUUUUAAUGGUUUUCAUUAACCAAAGAGGAUAGUUAGAUUUAUCUGAAAAUUUGGAUACCAGAAAUGCAGUUUCCCAUUUAUGUAAAAGUCAUAUGAUAAUCCAUUUUGUUUUACAAAGUGAUUUUCGAUUUCAAGACGACUUGACUUUUUCACUUGCAUCUUCAAAAAAUAAGCAAAUAAAUGCAUUUUUGUCAGUUUUAGACUAUUUAAAUUGAACACAGGGAGUGGCAAUUAAAAGUAUUGAAAAUCAUAGUCUCAAAGAAGAAUUAAAAGAAUAUUCUUCAAACAUAGAUUUUUUAACUGUUGAGUCACAAUCAAACAUAGAAGAAUUAGUAAAUAGAGUUGUUGUAAGACAAGGUGCUACUGUUUAUUAUAUAUUUACUAGCUCAUUAGAGUCUUUAGAGCUGCUAAAAUGAUUUCAGAAUGCAAAACUUUUAACUGCUGGUAAUGGAAUUAUUUUGGAUCAAGAAAGUGGGUAUCAAUGUAAUAUUAAUGGAACUUUAAUUGUUACUGAGUUUGGCCAAGAAUUCGCAGCUUCUCCUGAGGAGUACUUGAAAAAAUCUAUUAUAAAUGUGAUUUCUUAUAUUUUAAGCCAAAUAUCUGACUUCCCCUAAUAGCGAGGAAAAAUGCUAUUUACAAAUGAAACAAAAAAAUGUUUCAUAUAUAAUUUUAUCAUAAUAUUGCAUAGAAAAUUAAUAAUUUUUAUAAUAAAAUUCUCGACAAAUUGUAUUCUAAAUCCUUAAUUUAUAAAUAAAUUAGAUUAUUUCAAAUAUUUAAUUAUUUUAGAAUAAUUUAAUAUAAAAUAUUAAAAAAUAAUAAUUCCCCUUUAAAAGCGGCCAAAAAAAUCUUUACUCAAAUUCUGGAGUAACGAAACUGCUCAAGAUAUAUUAUCAGUUUUACAAAAAUACCAAAUUGAAUAUAAAUUUUCUUUAGUCAAUAUCCAGAAUGGAGCACGCGUCAUUGUCGGAUCAAUUGUAAAUAAUAUUAUCUCAAUAUCAAAUAAUAUGACUUUUCCUGGCAACUCAAAUUCAAUUCCAAAAUCAACCAAAAAAAUUUUAAAUUUAAGCAUUAAUGCUGGGUCUACAAAUCCGAAUGCAGCUUCAUCUACUAGCGGAGAAAUCGGUUCUUGGGGCGCAUACUUCGCAAUGGACGAAAUAAAUGAAGGAAACACCUUUUUGCAGAAUUUUCAGCUUCAAUUUUUUAGUUUUGACUGUGGCGUUACAGUUUACGAUUCACAAUAUGCUUAUAAUUGUUAUAGCAAAAACAUAAAUAAAUUAGGGCUAGGACAAAUUUCACCAUUUAGCUCAAGCAAUGCAAUAGGAGCUCUCCAGACUUUUAAAAAACUAAAUGUGACGUUACCAGUAGUGGGCUGCUCAGUCACUGAGCCAUCACUGAAUUCUACAACAAGUUAUCCUAUGUUCACAAGGGUUUGGUUUACAGCGUCUUAUGGAUCCUCUUAUCUUUCUGUCUUACUUAAAGCUAUGGGAUGGGAAAAAGUCUCAGUUUUGUAUCAAAAUAAUUCAUGAGGAUUCUCUAAAUUUUGGUAUUUAAAUCCAGCAAUUGAAAGCCAAGGUUUAGAAAUAGUAAACCCGGAAAAUACUUGGUGAAUCCCUGCAGGGCUUAAUAGAGAAAGCCUAAAAAACUACACAGAUAUUGCACAAGGCAUUAUUAAUUCUCAAGCGAGAUUACUAGUACUAAGUAUAGAAUAUCCUAUGUGUAAUUAUUUUUUUGAAUUGCUUUAUGAUUUAGGCUUGAGAAAAGGCGAUUUAAUUACAAUUGCAACUUAUCUUGACACUCUCACAGUUAUUGGGAAUAUCGAUAAUUAUAGGUAUAAAAGACUUGAAGUUGGAAUCCCGACGAUGAGAUUAUCUUUGAGUACCUGGGUUGGUACAGUUGGCCAAGCAGCUAAAGCAGCUAAAGCAGAAGUCACAGCUAUUCAUAAGCAAUCUCCUACUGUCUAUACCUGCUCUUUUUAUGACGGGACUUAUCUUUUAGCUCAUGCUUUAGAUUAUAUGAUAAACAGAGGCAUAGAUUAUAAAGAUCCUAAUAAACUAGAAUCAAUUAUCAGAAUCCAGCAAUUUAUAGGGUGCACAGGAAGAAUAGCCACAGACUCAGACAGUAAUGACAGAAUUGUGGAUUCCUGAGAUAUAGAAACUAAUGAGAUUGAUAGUGAAGGAAAUGUUACUACACAAGUCAUUGGAACUUUUAAGCCAUUUUCUUCACAUGUUUUUACGAUAUCUAAUUCUUUUUUUUAUCCUGAUGGGACUACUAUUAAGCCUAGUGAUUUAAGAAAUGAAAACAGUAAAUGUCCGUUCCCAGAAAAAUUAGUUAAAACUUUUGCAAAGGGGAGGGCACUGCUAUUUGGGAUUUGUUUUUUUGUUGCAGUAGUUACUUUUGCUAUCACACUAUUUAUAUGGAAAAAAUGAUGGAACAUUACAAAUGAGGACCUUAAGCAAAAAGAAGAAAUUUCAUUGCAAGAUACAGUAGUAGCAAUUUCUAUAGUAAUUGAAUUUUUCCAAUAUUCUUCUAUGGGGCCGAAUUUUUCGAUUUUAAGUCCUUUUAUCGCAAAUUUUUCUGGGGCGUUUUCAUUGAAUUUAGGAGAUAUUAUAAAAUUAGAAAAUGGAGUGUUUUGGAUAUUAGUCGACAUUGUUUUUGGAGGCAUAUUAUUAUGGGCAAUUCUUUGUGCUGUAAUUUUAUUGAGACUUGAUGAGAAAUGGAAUUUUUUAUCAGUCAUAAAAUUUUUAUCGUGGCUUGCAGAUUAUCUUAUGCCUAUUUUAGGAAAUUUGUGCUUUAUUCCUUUUAUUUCUAUUUGUUUAGAUAUUUUCUUAUGUGAUCAAUCCAUCGGAGAUAAUUUUACAGACAGCUUUCUUGCUCGAGAUUGCUAUUAUUUUUGCUGAAAAGAUGAGCAUUUAACUCAUGCAAUAUUAUCAUUUUUAGCAUUAUUUUUAUAUGUGCCCUUCGCUAUUUUCUGUAGACCUCUUUGGCAAGAACUCCAAGGAAUGCUUCAUGUAAAAACAAGUCCUACAUAUUUGAUGGUAAAAACCAUUUUUCAAAUAACCCUAAUCGUUAUGAAUAAAACUAUAAAAAGGUCUCAAGACAUAACUCAUGGGUGCUUAUUUGUAACAGUUUUAAUUGGUUAUAUUAUUUUUACAUUUAAAUUCAAGCCUUACAACUACGCAAGAUUCAGUUGGUGGCAAGGGUUAGUUUUAAUAGGGGUUGCAUGGCUAGCGUUUAUUUCUACAAUUGCGAUAGGAAUACAAAAUUAUUUUACUUCACUACUUGCAAUACUUUUUCUUGGGUGGGUUAUUAUUAUAAUAGUAGGAUUAUACAAACAAAAGAAAAAAUACCCAAGCUUGUUAUUCAGAAAAAGCGCAAAAGACACGUCUACAUUGUUUAAGUUUGCUUUUACAUUUGGAAAAAGUACAGGUAUUUCAAAAGAUAAAGUUGCUCCAUAUUAA
Blepharisma stoltei is the source of this 3950-nucleotide messenger RNA. The record is from the annotation of a GenBank genome assembly. NCBI's taxonomy places the organism in Eukaryota, Ciliophora, Heterotrichea, Heterotrichida, Blepharismidae.